AUGCGAACCCGGCCUCGCUCGUGUAGCGGCGGCAGGCGGAGGAUGUGUGUCCUGGAGCAACCUGCGGUGGCGCACCGGCGUUCCCCAUUCCCCGAGAAGAAACCUGCACUACGUGACAAGCACUUAUUGGGUGCUAUAGGUCCUGCCUUGGAGACUGAGAAACUUGCCCUAAAGGAACCUAUAGUGCAGAUAGAGGAGCCCAGCACGGUGGUGGAGAGCAUGGAAGUCAGAUGGACCCAGGCCUGGAUCCCACCCAGCCCACCUCUCACUAGCAGCUGGACCUUAGAAAAAUCACUGCACGUGUUUGAACGUUACAAACUAGGUAAAGGAGAUGCAGAUGUGUGUCUCAGAGGAGGGGAAGAUUACUUCUACCUGGCACAUGUGGAUGCUAGGUGGGACUCUGAUGGACAGACUUGUAUUGAACAAGACAAACUGGGUCAAGCAUUUGAAGAUGCCUUUGAGGUACUGAGGCAACACUCAACAGGCGAUCUUCAGUACUCCCCAGACUACAAAAAUUACCUGGCUUUCAUCAACCAUUGCCCUCAUGUCAGAGGAAACUCCAGUUGCUAUGGAAUGUUGCCUACAGAGGAACCUGUCUAUAAUUGGAGAACCGUAAUCAACAGUGCUGCGGACUACUAUUUUGAAGGAAAUAUUCAUCAAUCUCUGCAGAAAAUCACUGAAAACCAGCUAGUACAACCUGCUGUUCUCCAGCAAAAGGGAGGAAAAGGCAGGAAGAAGCUCCGACUGUUUGAAUACCUUCAUGAAUCCCUGUGUAACCCCGAGAUGUCAUCUUGUAUUCAGUGGGUAGAUAAAACCAAAGGCAUCUUUCAGUUUGUAUCAAAAAACAAAGAAAGACUAGCAGAACUUUGGGGAAAAAGAAAAGGCAACCGGAAGACCAUGACUUACCAGAAAAUGGCCAGAGCACUGAGGAAUUAUGGAAGAACUGGAGAAAUCACCAAAAUCCGGAGAAAGCUAACUUACCAGUUCAGUGAGGCCAUUCUCCAAAGACUUUCUCCAUCUUAUUUCUUGGGGAAAGAGAUCUUCUACUCACAGUACAUCCAACCUGAUCAAGAAUAUCAUAGUUUAAAUAACUGGAAUGCAAGUUAUAAUCCUACGUAUGCCAACUACCAUGAGCUAAGUCACCCUGAUUACUAA
Molecule: messenger RNA, 1155 nt
Organism: Trichechus manatus latirostris (Florida manatee)
Lineage: Eukaryota; Metazoa; Chordata; Mammalia; Sirenia; Trichechidae
Gene: SPIC
Product: Spi-C transcription factor
Exons: 7
Coding region: 1-1155 (384 amino acids)
Biological process (GO): regulation of transcription by RNA polymerase II; cell differentiation
Cellular component (GO): nucleus
Molecular function (GO): sequence-specific DNA binding; DNA-binding transcription factor activity, RNA polymerase II-specific
Source: RefSeq, a predicted model, not a curated record